AUGACUAUUAAAAAUAAAAUUAAAGAAUUAAAUAAAAAUAAAUUAAAUAAAUUAGAUAUUAGUGGAUUAAAGAUUAAAGAUGGUGUACCAAAAGAAUUAACAAAACCUUUAUCAGAUAAUAAAAAUGUUGUUUUAAAAAUUAUUGAAUUGGAUUUAAGUUUUAAUCAAAUUAAAUUCAAUCAAUUUAUGGAAGAAUAUGGAAAUAUGUCAAAUGAAUUUUCAACAUUAGAAAUAUUGAAUUUAUCUGGUAAUCCCGAGAAUGGCGGUAACGGUUGGAAUAUGUCAAUUAUUAAAUCACCACAAUCAAUCCAACGUUGGAAUCAAUUGUUAGAGUUGAAUUUAAGUGGUUGUAAAUUGGGUAAACUUUUAACAAGUACAAGUUUUCAACAUUUAGGAAAAUUAAAGAAACUUGUAAUUUCAAAUACAAAUUUAGAAAUGAUUGAUGAUCAAGCUUUCUCACCAUUGAAAUCAACAUUGGAGGAAUUGAUUCUCGCUGGUAACUCAUUACUUAAGAGCAUACCAAGUUCGUUGUUAGAUUGUAAACAAUUGGAGGUAUUGGAUCUAAGUAGUUGUGGUUUAAAUCAGUUACCAGAUUUAUUUGGUGCUUGUUUAACUUCAAUUUUGGAAUUAAAUUUGGGUAAUAAUAAAUUACAAGAAUUACCAAAUUCAAUUGGUAGAAUGAAAAGAUUAUGCUUUUUAAAUCUACAAGAUAAUCUAAUACAAGACCUACCAUUAUCAAUUGGUUAUUGUGUUGGUUUAGGUCAAUCCUCACCUGGUAUCAAUAUCUAUGGUAAUCCAUUAACUAAAAAUCAAGAAUUAAAUUUCCGUAAAUCAAGAGGUGCCUCUGAAAUUAUGGAUUAUCUUGAAAAAAGAGUAACAUUACAUAUUGGUCCUGUACCAUUAGGUGGUUCAAUAGCAACUCCACCUUCACCAAUUACAAAUAGUCGUCCACCAACUUUUGAAAAAAUUAAUGAUAUUCGUCCACCAAGAUAUAGUAAUAUUGGUUUAUCUUCUUCACCAAUUUUACCUUCGUCAUCAUCUUCUUCAUCUUCUUCACCAUUAUCACCAUCAUCAUCAUCAACUCCACCAUCACCACAAUAUAAUUUAAAUUCAAAUGUAAAUACAAAUGUAAAUAAUAAUAAUAAUAAUAAUAAUAAUAUUUUAAAUACAACAUUAUUUGAAAUACCUGGACCAAAACCAAUUAAAGAUCAAAUUCAAAUAAUUUUACGUGUAGAUAUUAAAACAAUAAUGAAAAGAAUAUUUGAUGCAGUUGGUUUAACAAAUAAUGUUUCACCAUUAAUUCAACAACAACAAUUGGUUACAAUUGGUAAUACAAUUACACCCGCUCAACAAGAACUUGAUAAGUUAUUUGCUUGUUUAGGUAUUAAAACUGAUCAUUUCAAUUUUAAUUCACCAAUACCUUCAAAUUCUGAUGAGAAAAUUGUACAAAUUAAAAAAAUUAUAAAUUUGAAAUUGGAAAAAAUUGCACUCUUUUCAAGAUCACUUUUGGAAUAUAUUGAUCAUCAAAAUCAAUAUCAAUCAAAUUCUCCAGAUUAUGAUAAAAGAAUUUCAUUAAUUUUUAAUUCUUUAAAUCAAUUCACUUCAAAAUUAAAUAAAAUUUAA
Molecule: messenger RNA, 1623 nt
Organism: Dictyostelium discoideum AX4
Lineage: Eukaryota; Evosea; Eumycetozoa; Dictyosteliales; Dictyosteliaceae
Product: leucine-rich repeat-containing protein
Exons: 1
Coding region: 1-1623 (540 amino acids)
Source: RefSeq, a predicted model, not a curated record